Molecule: messenger RNA, 2124 nt
Organism: Larimichthys crocea (large yellow croaker)
Lineage: Eukaryota; Metazoa; Chordata; Actinopteri; Sciaenidae
Gene: rs1a
Product: retinoschisin 1a
Exons: 7
Coding region: 335-1030 (231 amino acids)
Cellular component (GO): plasma membrane
Molecular function (GO): signaling receptor activity
Source: RefSeq, a predicted model, not a curated record
CUGCUGCAGGAGGAGGAGGAGGCAUCACCAGGUGGACUGAAAACACAACACAGCAGGGAGGACCUCCUCCUCCACCUGCUCAGUACUUUAAAUACGUCUGCAGUAUUUCACAGGAUUUUUUGACUUGACCUCUGUCACUGUGCAGUGAUUCUCAGAAUGAGUGCUGGUGGUCGUUGUUGUUGAUGGUGGUGGGUGAAAAGCUGUAGGAGGGGCUUUGUCAGAUAAGGACAGCAUUAGGUAAGGCCAUUAGUGUCCUUUGGAUUAUUGUAAUCCAGCCUCUCUAUCACUGCUGCCUUGGUUGUUCAGUCUACAGUCGGUGUCAUCUUGUUGGAAGAUGGCUCUCAACAUGCAGCGUUUCCUGCUGGCCCUGCUUCUUCUGGGAGCUAACGUGUUCAUCAUUCAUGCUCAAGAGGUGGGAGUGACUGAGGCAUGGACCAGCAGGUCCUGCAAAUGUGAUUGUGAAGGAGCCGAAUCCCCGACUGAGUUUUCCUCCAUUCGGACCAGCUCUUCUAUGGUGCGAGGAGUGGACUGCAUGCCAGAGUGUCCGUACCACAAGCCUCUGGGCUUCGAGGCCGGAUCAGUGAGUCCAGACCAGAUUACCUGCUCCAAUCAAGAUCAGUACACCGGCUGGUUCUCCUCAUGGCUCCCAAGCAGGGCCCGGCUUAACAGCCAGGGCUUCGGGUGUGCCUGGCUGUCUAAAUUCCAGGACAACAGUCAGUGGCUGCAGGUUGACCUGAAGGAGGUGAUGGUUGUGUCAGGCAUCCUCACUCAGGGCCGCUGUGACGCUGACGAGUGGAUCACCAAGUACAGCGUUCAGUACCGCACAAACGAGAAACUCAACUGGAUCUAUUACAAAGACCAGACUGGAAACAACAGGGUGUUUUAUGGAAACGCUGACCGCUCCUCGUCUGUGCAGAACCUGCUGCGACCGCCCAUUGUGGCGCGUUACAUCCGCAUCCUCCCACUCGGAUGGCACACACGCAUUGCCGUGCGCAUGGAGCUGCUGCUCUGCAUGAACAAAUGUGUGUGAACCUCUCCUCCCACCAUCCCCGAGGCCUUGUCCCAAAAAUUCAUCUACACCUAAAUCGCCCCCGUCGUCAGAGUGUGUGGUCCUUUUUAUUUUAUCUGCAGAUUUGGCCUCCUUCAGCUACAUAAAAAAAAACCACAAGCUGAGACAAAAACAUUCUGUUUGAAACCCUUUUGUCAAGAACACAAACAAAACUGUUUGACUUAUGCGAUUUCAUUAAAAGAUUUGUUUGAUGUGCUCGAUGAGCUUUCAUUCACUCCACUCUCCAUUGUCUCUGUUAAACCCGUGUCUCACACUGGGGGCUUUUAAUUUGGUGAGUUCUCAAUAGAUUGUUUCAUUUGCAAUGAAAUGGCAUAAAUUCAAAGCAAUAAUUAGAUAUCGAGAGGGAGAAACAGUGUUGCUAUGGAGGUUGUAUCCACUGGUCUGAGACAAGCACUCGUCUUUCUGUCUCUCUUCAUGUGUAUAAAUUACAUCUACUUCUCCUGAUAUUUAGACAGGUUAACAGGGAAUUUACAGCUCUGCACCUCUCAGUCAAUGUCUCCUUAUUGCCUUUAAAUGAGGCCGGAGGUUUCUACAUUUUUUUUUGGCAGCAAAUCUCAUUAAAAGCAAAAACCAACAAUCUUACCAGCAUGUGUUAGUAUUACCUGAUGGAUCUUAUUCCUUUAUUUUUGAGCCACACUAGUGACAUGUUCCUUUAUUACCAUGAAAAGAGUAAUAUAUGUAAUGUUUACUGAAAACUACAAUACCCAGUUGAUAUAAAAUGAUUUAAAAAAAUUUAAUCUGAAAAUUGUAACCCAAGUUUAAAAUCAAAGGUCAUCCUGAUUAUGAAUCAGUGAUUUUAGGACUCACAGUCAGCCAGAAAGUGUUAAGAAAAGGACUAACUUGGUCUUAUCAUGAGGAUUUGUUGAAGAAAAAUGUGGAUUAAUGCCCGACUUGUGUUUAAAUAUGUGCGUGAUCUCACUCUUGCUACAAAGAUCGAUGGAAUGAUGGAAAAUAAUAUUCAGAUGUGGUUUUGUAUUGUGGUUAACUCCCGAUAUCAAUAAAAUUUCCCAUGGUGCUUUGAGAACACAGAGCAGAGUUUUAUUUACUCUAAAAAA